This is a messenger RNA of Ctenopharyngodon idella (grass carp), 5263 nucleotides long. RefSeq names its product 3'-5' RNA helicase YTHDC2-like. The transcript has 30 exons. Gene Ontology annotation, molecular function: RNA binding; protein binding; ATP binding. Bases 198 to 4337 code for a protein of 1379 amino acids. The record is from RefSeq and is a predicted model, not a curated record. Gene Ontology annotation, cellular component: intracellular anatomical structure. Lineage: Eukaryota; Metazoa; Chordata; Actinopteri; Cypriniformes; Xenocyprididae.
GACGUCAGUGGAAUGAGUUGCAGAUCUGUUGCGCAUGCGCAGACGGAGCGCAGCAGCCCCAGUUUCGAUUCUUUACAGACAGAAACAACUAAUCCAAACACAUCAGUGACUGACAACCAAAUUAAAUCUUCCGGACACUUUACAGCUGUCUGCUUUCACGCCGUGUUCUCCUCAGAUUCUCCAAACACGGAGAAGAAAUGUCACGGAAAUCAAGCAUGAACGCGUCUAAACAGACGACCUCUCUGAAAGCGAAAGGACUCAAAGACAUCAGGAUUGAUGAAGAGGUCAAAAUCGCUGUAAAUAUCGCACUGGAGAGGUUCCAGUACAGCGACGACAAAGAGCUGGAUUUCCCUUCUUCAUUGACAAAUUCUGAGAGAGCGUUCGUACAUCGGCUUGCUCAAUCGCUGGGCUACAUCUCGAAAAGCAGAGGGAAAGGCUCCAGUCGAUAUCUUACUGUGAGGAAGAAGGACGGGACAGAGACGGCACGGUCUGUCAUGACCUGUAACCUCACUCACAACUCCAAACACAUGGUGCAAAACCUUCUGCAGAGGUUCCCCAUCACCAACAAAGAGCGCAGUGAGCUCCAGCCGCGCACAGAGAGAGUCGUCGUCACUUCUCCAGAUGCCAUUGACAGUAAAAGCAGGACCAGCGGCCGUCUGAGUCACGGUAUUCCUCAGGUUCCUCAGAAACGAGGCCCGUCUGAACUGGAUUGCUUUCGGAGAGCGCUGCCUGUGUAUGAACGUCAGGAGGAGCUCGUCCAAACCAUCAGGGAGAACCAGGUGGUGCUGGUUUUGGGUGAGACCGGGUCAGGCAAAACCACCCAGAUCCCCCAGUUCCUCCUGGACGACUGCAGUCGAAACGGGAUUCCCUGCCGGAUCUUUUGCACUCAGCCCAGGAGGUUGGCGACCAUCGCUGUGGCAGAGCGUGUGGCGUCUGAGCGUGGCGAGAAGAUCGGACAGACCAUUGGUUAUCAGAUUCGCCUGGAGAGCAGAGUUUCUCCUAGAACCUUACUGACAUUCUGCACGAGUGGAGUCCUGCUGAGGACGCUAAUGGCCGGAGAUGAGGCUCUGUCCACGGUCACUCAUGUCAUUGUGGACGAGGUGCACGAGCGAGACGGACUGACGGACUUCUUACUCACUAAGAUGAAGGACAUGCUUCAGAAGAUGCCGUCGCUAAAGCUCAUCCUGUCCAGCGCCACCCUGGACGUCAAUCUGUUCAUCAGAUACUUUGGAGCGUGUCCUGUUAUUCACAUCAAAGGUUGUCCAUAUGACGUCAAGCAGCUCUUUCUGGAGGACAUCCUGCGGACCACCGGCUACACUAACAAAGACAUGAUUAAAUACAAGAAGGAGGCGCAGAAAGAGGAGCGGCAGCAGACGUCCCUGACAGAGUGGUGUGACGCCCGUCAGGACGUCCUGCAGCCUGAACCUGCGAGGGAAAAGACGCCCACUUGUGUCCUGCAGGAGAAUGACCUCCUGGAUGACGGCGGAGACAGCGUCUUCAGCCAGAUGAGCGAGAAGGACGUGGCCACGUUAGAGCCCUGGCUGCUCAGGGAAAUGGACGCCUGCAUCUCAAACAUUUUCCUGAACCAAGACGCUGAAGCCUUUAUACAACUCUUCAAUCUGAUCCUGAAUGAGAACAUUAGUGUGGAUUACGGACACAGCGAGACGAGCGCCACGCCUCUGAUGGUGGCCGCAGGUCGAGGGUUCCUCAGCCAGAUGGAGCAGCUCCUGAGCAUGGGCGCAAACGUCAACAUCAAAGCCUCCAACGGCUGGACGGCUCUUGACUGGGCCAAACACUUCAAGCAGCCCGAGGCUGUAGAUCUGCUGGAGUCUCACAUAUGGUGUGUUGAAUCGGGUCAGAUGGACGAGUCGUCUCUGGUCCAGACAGCCACAUCUGAACUGAGCUCUGAGGACCAGGAGCUGCUCAAAGCGUAUCAUCACAGCUUUGACGACGAGAAGGUCGACCUCGACCUCAUCCUGCAUCUGCUCUUCAACAUCUGCCAGAGCUCUGACGAAGGCGCAGUGUUGAUAUUCCUGCCCGGCUACGAUGAGAUAGUGUCUCUGAGAGAUCGCAUCGUCUUUGAUGAUAAAAGGUUUACAGACCACCAGCAAAGGUUUCAGGUCUUCAUACUUCACUCCAGUAUGCAGACGUCAGACCAGAAGAAGGUUUUGAAGAACACUCCUAAAGGUGUUCGCAAGAUCAUUCUCUCCACCAACAUCGCAGAGACCAGCAUCACAGUCAACGACGUUGUGUUCGUCAUCGACUCCGGCAAAGUUAAAGAGAAAGCGUAUGACGCUCUGAAUAACGUGACGAUGCUGAAGAUGGUCUGGAUAUCGAAGGCCAGCGCUCUGCAGAGGAAGGGCAGAGCGGGCCGCUGCAGACCAGGGAUCUGUUUCCAUCUCUUCAGCCGUCUGAGGUUCAACAACAUGCUGGAACAUCAGAUUCCACAGCUGCUGCGCAUGCCUCUACAGGAGCUGUGUCUGCACACUAAACUUCUGGCUCCCAUCACCUGCCCGAUCGCUGAGUUCCUGUCUAAAGCACCUGAGCCGCCACACCUGCACACGAUUAAACACGCUGUACAGAUGCUGAAGACCAUCGACGCCAUGGACCCCUGGGAGAACCUGACGGAGCUGGGCUAUCACCUGGCCGACCUGCCCGUGGAGCCGCAUUUAGGGAAGAUGGUUCUGUGUGCGGUGGUGCUGAAGUGUUUGGACCCCAUCCUCACCAUCGCCUGCACGCUGGCCCACAGAGACCCGUUCGUGCUGCCCGCUCAAGCCGCUCAGAAGCGCGUGUCCAUGCUGUGCCGGAAACGCUUCACGGCCAACACCUUCAGCGACCACAUGGCUCUGCUCCGGGCCUUUCAGGCGUGGCAGAAAGCUCGCAGUGACGGCUGGGAAAGAGCUUUCUGCGAGAAGAACUUCCUCUCUCAGGCCACCAUGGAGAUCAUCGUGGGGAUGCGGACGCAGCUUUUGGGACAGCUUCGAGCGACAGGUUUUGUGCGAGCGAGGGGCGGUGGCGACAUCCGGGAUGUCAAUCAGAACUCGGAGAACUGGGCCGUGGUCAAGGCUGCGCUGGUCGCCGGCAUGUAUCCCAACCUGAUCCAUGUGGAGCGGGACACCAUGACCCUCAUGGGCUCCAAAGAGAAGAAGGUUCGCCUCCACCCGACGUCCGUCCUGAGCCAGCCGCAGUACAAGAAGAUCCCUCCAGCCAAUGGUCAGACAGCAGCAGUGGAGUCUCUGCCCACCGAUUGGCUGAUUUACGAUGAGAUGACGCGCGCUCACAGGAUCGCCAGCAUCAGAUGCUGCUCUGCGGUCACGCCCCUGACCGUGGCCAUAUUCGGAGGAUGUGCUAAACUCCCGAGCUCCGCCCUGCAGGAACACAGAGCAGCCGCUGACGGUGUGAACGAGAGCAGUGACAGUGAGAUGGAGGAUCGCUCCAGCGCUCGUCUGGCUCACAUCAGCAUUGACGAGUGGCUCAACUUCAGACUGGACCGAGAGAUGGCGGAGCUGGUGUUCGGCCUCAGGCAGCGCUGGCAGAGCUUGUUCCUGCGGCGGAUUCGCUCUCCGUCUAAAGCCUGUUCUCAGCUGGACGAGGCCACCAUCCGUACGCUGGUGUCGGUGCUGUCGGCCGAGGAGCAGGUCACAGGCCUCCAGCAGCCCACCGGCAUCGGCCAGAGACCUCGACCCAUGAACUCUGACGAAGCCCCGCAGACGGCCUCCUGCAAGAGUGCCGGCCGCAGGGACCCGGAGCAGCCGGAGCAGCCGCCCAGCCCGGACAGACCUCGGCUGGUGUCUCAAAUGAAGAAUCACAGAGCGCUUCACUCAAAGCAGCUGGGAGACGAGCUCGUCCCCUUCAAGAGCGCUGACGGCCCCUCGUCCCCCUCCUCUGGAAAAAGCUGCACGUCUCCGUCCCCGCGGCCGCUGCGCUCCUGUGUGCGAUACUUCAUCAUGAAGAGCAGCAACAUGAGGAACAUCGAGCUGUCUCAGCAGAGGGGAAUCUGGUCCACGACGCCCAACAACGAGCACAAACUCACCCGAGCUUUUCACGAGAGCAGCGCCGUCUUCCUCAUCUUCUCCGUUCAGGGAUCCGGACACUUCCAGGGUUACGCGCGCAUGACAUCAGCGAUCAGCGGCGAGAGGUGUCUGGACUGGGGUUCGGUCAGUCUGGGCGGUGUGUUCGGUGUCGAAUGGGUCCGUAAAGAGAACCUGCCCUUCCAGCUCACGCAGCAGCUGCUGAACCCCUGGAACGACAACAAGAGAGUCCAGAUCAGCCGAGACGGACAGGAGUUGGAGCCUCAGGCAGGAAGUCAGUUGCUGCAGCUCUGGGAGCGAAUCUGAACUGAAGGAUCCGGAUCGACUUCACUUCAAAGCAGAUGCAUAAUCACACUGCAAAAAUCAUGUUCUUCCUCAGUGUUUCUGUCUCGUUUUUCAGCACAAAUAUCUAAACAUUCUUAAAUCAACAUACAUUUACUGGAGAAGCAAAAUGACAUACAAUGUUUUCUAAAAAAUUAAGUGAGCUUGUGCUUAAAACAAGAAAAUAUCUGCCAAUGGAGUGAACAUGCACUUCAUUUUGAUGCAUUUUUCAUUAAACAAGUCUUAAUAUCUUCAGUCAUUUCUCUUCUCCAGUAAAUGUAUCUUGAUUUAAGAAUGUUUAGAUAUUUGUGCUGGAAAACAAGACAGAAACACUGAGGAAGAACAUCAUUUUUUGCAGUGUAUCAUGUUUAUUUUGUUAUAGAACUUAAUGGAAAUUAAAUAUUUUUAUGUUUUGUUCUGGCUGUAUGAAAUGAGGAACAAGAUUUGUGCCUCAUAAACUUCAGAAAUGUUUUAUGAAUCUUGUGUUUUUAAAAUCACCAAAUGGAUUCACUCACUGAUCACAGUUCGACGUGCUUUUCUUUUAAUUGCUGUGCAAAUGUUCUUUGUCAUCUAUGAUGGCUUUGCACAUGUUCACUUUAGCAGUGUUGAAAUGUCUGCUUUAUUUAAAGGAAAAUAUGAAAUGCUGAUGGUCUUGUGAUUCGUUCGAAAUGAUUCUUCUCUUGGUUCAGUGUGUUUUCUCUGUUAACAGAUCAUAAUCUCUUCUUGACGUGACUGACAUGUUGAUGUUGUGAAUUAAACCAUGAAAGCAUCAAUGGAUCGAGUCAAAAGUUCACCUUUUAGAUUUCUUGUGGUUCAUCAUUGGCGGCUGAUCAGUCGAACGUUCAGUGUUUGUUUCUCAUGUUGUCUUGAAUGAUGCAAAUGUAUAAUUUGCAAUAAAAAAAUUAUUUGCA